Elgaria multicarinata webbii is the source of this 1462-nucleotide messenger RNA. RefSeq names its product regulator of G protein signaling 11 (gene RGS11). Gene Ontology annotation, molecular function: GTPase activator activity. Bases 1 to 1437 code for a protein of 478 amino acids. Lineage: Eukaryota; Metazoa; Chordata; Lepidosauria; Squamata; Anguidae. Gene Ontology annotation, biological process: intracellular signal transduction; positive regulation of GTPase activity; G protein-coupled receptor signaling pathway. The record is from RefSeq and is a predicted model, not a curated record. The transcript has 17 exons. Gene Ontology annotation, cellular component: neuron projection; plasma membrane; cytoplasm.
AUGACCAUCAGCGCGCUCCGCCCGGGGGGCUGCCCGCGCCUGCAGCUGCCCUGCCUGGCCAAGAUGGAGCGCGUGGUGGUGGGCAUGCAGGACCCCGACAUGGGCCUCAAGAUGCGCAGCCAACGCCUGCUCAUCACCGUCAUCCCGCACGCCAUGACCGGCAUUGACAUUGUGGAGUGGCUCAUCCAGAAAUACGCCAUCUCGGAGGAGGAGUCCUUGCACCUGGGCAACCUGAUUGUGAAGCACGGCUACAUCUACCCUCUGAAGGAACCUCGCAGCCUGGCACUGCGGGCGGACGAGACGCCCUACCGAUUCCAGACGCCCUACUUCUGGAUGACCACGAAGUGGCCGGCCACGGAGCUGGAUUACGCCAUCUAUCUGGCAAAGAAGAAUAUCCGCAAGCAGGGAGACCUCAUUGAGCACGAGAAGGAAGACUACAGUCAGCUGCACAAGAGGAUCAACCACUCCUGGGACUUCGUGGUGAUGCAGGCGCGGGAGCAGCUGCGAGCCGCCAAGCAGCGCCGGAAGGGCGACCGCAUCGUCAUUGAGUGCCAGGAGCAGGCCUACUGGCUGGUCAACAGGCCCCCGCCUGGAGCCUUGAACGUGAUGGAUCAGGGCCCCGAGCGGAGGAACCGCCAGAGCACUAGAGUGCAGCUGGAGAAGAACAGCGACUACUACAAGAGGGAGAUCCGUUACUUCCGCGCCGCCAUGGGCAGGUCACGCAUCAAGUCUUCCGUUUGCCUGGAAGGGUACAUCAAGUUCAAUGAGCAGUACGUGCCCCACGACCCCAUCAUGUCUGGCUGCCUUCCCAGCAACCCCUGGAUCACGGAUGACACCAUGUACUGGGUGAUGAACGCCCCCACGGUGACGGCCCCCACCAAGCUGCGCGUGGAACGCUGGAGCUUUGGCUUCAGUGAGCUGAUCAGCGACGCCCUGGGCCGGCUGCAGCUGCUGGAGUUCCUCAAGAAAGAGUUCAGCGCGGAGAACCUGAGCUUCUGGGAGGCCUGUGAAGAGCUGCGUUAUGGGGAGCAGGGGCGCAUUGCUGAGAUCGUGGACUCCAUCUAUCAGCAGUUCCUGGCCCCCGGAGCCACCCGCUGGGUGAACAUUGACAGCAAGACCAUGGAGCGCACCCUGGAGGGGCUGAAGACCCCCCACCGCUACGUCAUGGACGACGCCCAGAUGCACAUCUACAUGCUGAUGAAGAAGGACUCCUACCCGCGCUUCCUGAAGUCCGAUCUCUACAAGAGCCUGCUGGCAGAGGCCCUCAUCCCGCCAGAGACCAAGAAGGGGGUCUUCCCCUUCAUGCGGAAGCAGCGCCACUCCAGCCCCAGCCCGGCCUGGCUGCCCCCUCCUGGGGACCCCGAGGUGAAGGCGGAAGAGAAGAGCCCGGCUGCUCCAGCCCCCGCCGCUGAGCCUCAGCCCGAGGACGACAGCUAGUGGGCCCUCCGCUGCUCCCCUCCCG